AUCCUUCGUAUUCAGAAGACGCGUUCCAAUAGUCAAGCUCUGUUUUUCUCUCAAGCACCUUCAUAUCAUCAAAUUUUCGUGUCCAUUUUGUAUUCUGAUUUCAGAUUAAUCAACAAGAAAUGGCUAUGCUUCUAGAUCCCCUUCUUUCCGAAUCCAUCUCCACACUAACUACACUGGUAAUAUCUGUAGUACAAACCACAGCCAAUUUCAAGCCCGAACUGGAGCUACUCGGUUUGACCUUGCAGAGAAUCAAACCGAUCAUUGACGAAAUAGUGAAUAUGAAACGGAAAUUAGAUCGUACAGAGCUAGAGUGCAAGAUGUUCAUAGAAGAAAUCCAAGAAGCCGAAAAACUUGUCGCCGAAUGUUCGAAAGUAAAGAGGAAUAUCAUCAAGAAGUUCACUUACUCACUGAAGCUAAAAGUCCUCAACAGUAAGAUGUUAAGUUUCUUUCAAAUCGAAGUUCAAGCAUCCCAGAGUCGGGACAUUAUGCAUAUUCUUUCAGUGGUCAACGAUAUGAAAUUAAAAGUGGAUCGUAUUUUUGAGGAACAGAGAGAUACGACACAGAGAACAGGUUCGGUUGGUAAUCAUCGUGGGUCUGAAAGCACAGAACGAGAAAAGUUUGGUUGGCGUGUUCCCAUACUUCCAAGUUUGAUCGUGGCGUUUGGUGAGCCGCUGGAGAAGCUGAAGGCAGCGGUUGGUGAUGAUCAUCCGGUGCUGGUUGUGGCCGCUCCUGGUGGAUGUGGGAAGACUACUUUGGCGAAAAUGCUAUGCCAUGAUGCUGAAAUUCGAGAAAAAUUCGGGGAAAAUAUCUUCUUUGUGACAGUUUCAGAAACACCCAACUUGAUGAUGAUUGUCAGCGAUCUCUUUAACCCAAAUCCCUCCGAUCCGCGACUUCUGUUUCAAAGUAAGGGAGACGCAAAGAACAAACUCGAGAAUUUUUUGAAUGAGAAAGCGUCAGAUCCUAUGCUUCUAAUAUUGGACGAUGUGUGGUCUGAUUCAUUUAUUGAACAAAUCUUUCCAUCCAACAUUAGAGGACACAAAAUUCUUGUCACAUCUAGGACUGCCUUUCAGAAGUACAAGACAUUCCGAUUUGAACCUUUGAACGAUGAAGAUGCCAAAAGUCUCUUUCGCAGUUCAGCAUUCACUGAAAGCGGAAGUAGACCUAGUCCAACUAUUAAUGAUGAUCUUGUAAAUCAGAUGGUACCAUGGUGUAAGAAACAUCCACUUACCCUUUCUGUGGUCGGCCGAUCUUUAAAUGGGAAGGAUGAGUUAGUUUGGAAAUCUAUGCUAAAAAAGUUGUCACGGGGUAGGUCAGUACUAGAUCUACAUGAGGAUGUAUUUAUCGGUUUAGAAAGAAGUUUUGAGUCCCUCGAUGAGGAAUUAAAGCAAUGUUUCCUGGACUUUGGGCUAUUCCCGGAAGAUCAGAGGAUCCCCGUUAGCGUCCUGUUGAAUAUGUGGGUGCAUUUGUAUGACCAUGAUGACGAAGGUGUUGAUACCAUGGCCACUAUCUUUGAACUUUCCUACAGAAAUCUUGUCGAUCUUAUGACCACAGGUUUUAGGAAUGAUUCUAGUGCAAGAGUUAACUAUUGCGACCAGCAAUUAGUGACACAACAUGAUUUGCUGAGGGAGCUUGCUAUUCACCUCAAUAGCAAAUUACCCUUAGCAAAAAGGACAAGAUUGAUUAUAAAAUGUACGAGGAGAUGA
This is a messenger RNA of Lactuca virosa, 1703 nucleotides long. Lineage: Eukaryota; Viridiplantae; Streptophyta; Magnoliopsida; Asterales; Asteraceae. The record is from the annotation of a GenBank genome assembly.